Molecule: messenger RNA, 3901 nt
Organism: Rotaria sordida
Lineage: Eukaryota; Metazoa; Rotifera; Eurotatoria; Philodinida; Philodinidae
Source: the annotation of a GenBank genome assembly
UGAGCAAAAUUAACAGAAUGAUAUGUUUCAUGGUAUACGCUGUUUAACUAAUUUCACGAAUAAGCCUUUCAAAAACCGAUUAAAUAGCGUGUUACUGUUCUUAUCAGGACAAAUAUAAGAUGACUUUCCCAGAAUACAUACACCGCACAUUUUCGAAUAAAAGUAAUAUUGACUUAACAAUGAUUAUUUUAAAAGUCUGAUAAAGCUUUCUUCGACUUGGUGAGUGAAAGUACACUAUAAAAAAAGAGUAGAAUACAUAUCACCCCGGUAGCAUUGUCCGAAUUCCGUGAAUACCGAACUCUUGAGGAAUUCUGGAACUCUAAAAUUAUAUAACACGUACCCAAAAAUCCCACGUAAUUCAAGGAAUUCAUGCAACUCGAGGAACCCAAGGAACCCAAGGAUGGGGUGGGUGUGGGUGUGGAUGUGAGUAUGGGUCUCGUUCUAGGCGUGGGUGUGGGUGAACCGAAGAAACCCACACCCACACUCCCCCCCCCCCUCCCCACACCCACACCCAAAUACUGCUACUCACACCCACAGCCCACAUUUACACCCACAGUCCGCAUUCACAUCGGCAUUCGCACCCUAAGACCGUUUGCGUCCCAUAUCCUAGUUGUAAUAAAUACUCCAUUUAGUUAAUGGUUUGACUUAAAAUGUGAAGAGACUCAAAAGGCAACAAUCUUGACCGGUAAGACACUCAAACAUCUGGAGCUCUAGUGUAUAGACUCAACUACUGACGCUCAAAUGUUGGAUGCUCAACUGUUGUGUCACUUUCUAAAAAUAAGUGAGAUAUUUGUAAUCUGCACACUUGGUGCUAUUGGGUUAUAAAAACUCGUGAUUGAAAAGUCAGAAAAUUUUUUUUUGAUAUCUGAGGGCAACCCCAAGUAUCAAAACUUGAGUUGUGAUCAUGUGAAACACAGAAUUAUGAAGAAUAUUCAGAGUUCGAUGCUAACUUCCAAAGUAAUAAAAUCAGGUUUAAACUAUUCGGGGUCUCCAAUCCGUAACUCGACGCAAUUUUUGACGUAUGAGAGUGUGAUUAAUGUGCGAUAAUAAACUAAUAAAUGAAUAACCAUCAACUAUAUGCUUUACAUUAUCUUAUUUUACUAUAUCUUGCUUGUUCGAUAAAGUUAGAGAUACUUCACUUUACUUUAAUAAAGUGAAAUAAAGAUAAAGUGCCACCCCUAGGCUCUAUCUUUCCAUAAUAUUGACAAUGAAAACUGAGAGGUGAUAGAUUUUCGACGAAAUCUCGCGAUGUCCUUGACAUAAAAUAUUUUUCUCGGAAUGAAAAAUAAUACUUAACAAUAAUAUUUGGUAACUUUAUCUGUGGGAAAAAGAGUGUCUGGAUCAUUUGCAGCUAAUAUAAAUACAGCCAUCGAUUCGAUGAAUGUAGAAGCAUCACAUUAUUUUCGUAAUAGGGUUGCUUACGUGUCAAUCUAUAUAUCUGAUCGUUAUCAAUUAUCAUAUCGAAAUCAAUCGAGUGCUCACUCUCCAAAAUACCAUGCAGUUGAUGCACACUUUCAUUGUUAUCUUCCUUUCCAUCUGCUUGACUAGUGGAUCUCACUAUCGAGGUGGCUCCAUUUCUUGGGCUAUUCAAGAUAAUCCGACUGAACUUGAACAAAAUAAUUCCAGCCAGGUACUCGUUCGUGUCACCCAAAGACAUUCAUGGCGUCGCUCAAUGGGCCUACAACACUAUUGCGAUGAGUCAACAAUUGCUGCUGGCUUUCCAUUGAUCGGCGAAGGUGCACUGGCUACCGGUACCAAUAAUGGAUUCCACAGUACCAUUGAUGCAACAGUGCAAUGUACUGAUUUCAAUACAGAAUUUGACUAUAGUAGUGGAGAACGCUCAACUGACAUUUUACUGCCAGUCGAAAAUCGGCUUGAAUUCCUUUUUACCAGCUGCUGCUGGAUCCCUUUGUUGCCACCCGAUACGGGCGAUGGUUGGUCGAUGAGACUUGCUAUUGAUACGCAUCGACGUAGUGACGGAAAAUGGAACAAUUCACCCAAGACAACCAUGAAUCCGAUUGUUCGUCUUCAGAUUGGGAAGACGCAUGUGAUCCGUAUUCCAAUGGCUGAUAGUGACGGUGAUUUAGUACGAUGUCGAUGGGGCAAUACAUUAGAAGAGUGUGGAAGUGUAUGUACACCCAAAGGUGUCUUACAGUCAGAUCCAUGUGAAUUAACUUAUGAUGCAACUCAAUUGGGCUAUGAAGCUGUUGCUUUGGUGAUUGAGGAUUUUGAUUCAGACAACAAUGUGCGCUCGAGCAUUCCACUUCAAUUUCUCAUUCAGAUUGUCACUGGGACAAGCAAUGCGACCAAUUCAAGUAUUUGUACUCAACCACCUGUCUACAUUGGUCCCUGGGCACAAGGAGCAUGCAUAGGAGUUGAAUCGAACACAACGAUGACUGAACACGUACAAGUUCGAAUUCCGUGUGUUAAUACAAGCACCACUUUGGCUAACAUUCUCACUGUAUCCCCUUUAGGCAUGAUUAAGGGUCCAGUCACACAAGAUCCAUCAGAUCCAAAUUUAUAUACAAUGCAAAUUCAAUGGAUUCCUCAGGCUGAUCAAUAUGGUCUUCAACAAUUGUGCAUGACACCAGCUGAUUCUGAGCAACAAACAGGCGAACAGGUAUGUGUCACAUUUCAGGUCGAUGUGCGUGCACCAGAAUUUGUGCUUGGUUCAAUGGUUCCAACAGGAAUUGUUGCCCAAAGUCAACCCGUUUGGUCAAUUUCCACUAAUCGAGACAUUACACCACCAAAACGGAGCGGAGUUAAUAUUCGAUUUUUCAAACAGUCAAACGAUGAAGAAGUCUUUCGAGUUGAUGUAUCUACAGAUGUGACUGUCACUUAUCAAUUGCGGCAAAUCACCUUCUAUACUACAGGCUACACUUGGACUCAGGGCGAAAGUUAUUACAUUCUUUUUGAUGGUGGAGUAGCAACGAUCAAUGAAUCGUGUGGAGUCGAAUCGGCACCAGUCACUAAUCACCACUUCUGGACAUUUCAAGUUGCAACAAAUCCGACCACCGAAGAAACAAAUAUAACAACAACAGCUCCUACUACUGCUACUGCUCAUCCAACCACCACACCCAUAAUGUCGCCAUCAACAACAACAAUUAUUCAUCCAUCAACUUCAUGUCCUCGUCGACUCUCUUUUGGCACUAUCUCCAAUGAAACUACAAGUGCCAGCCAGCCAUCGUACGUCUUUUGUUUCACUAUCAAUAGUUCAAUGGCUGAUGUGACAAUAUCAGCCAACACUUGGGUAUCUUGCUCAGCAUGGAAAGCAUCAGGAGCAGCUGAUCCAUUACUCGAAUUAUAUUCGGAAAGCAAUGGUCAUCUAUUAGCUCAAAAUGAUGAUGGAGAUAGUCUGCCAUUCAAAAAUUGUUUUGCAGCAGUAUUAAGCUAUCGAUUAGCCAAAGGUAACUAUCGAGUAGUUAUCCGAAAUUCAAAGUGUGCAUAUGGCAAGUUCGAAUUGCGACUAUCGACUGACAACACCACUCAUCGUACAUCGACUGCUCAACAACCAUCACUUCCAUCUUGUCCUCGCCUACUAUCAUUUGGCACUGUGUUGAAUAUAACCACCAACGUCAAUGAGUCCAUGUAUACUUUUUGUUUUACUGUCAACACAACAUGGGCUGAUGUUACUGUGUCAAGCAACACAUGGAUUCCAUGCACGUCAUGGAAGUUAUCAGGUGCAGUUGAUCCUUUACUUGAACUUUAUUCUGAACCAAAUGGACGGUUAUUAGCUCAAAAUGAUGAUGGAAGUCAUCUAGCAUUGAAGAAUUGUUAUGGUGCCGUGCUAAGCUAUCGUCUUCGAAAAGGUGAUUAUCGGGUUAUCGUCCGAAAUCCAAAAUGUGGUUAUGGAACAUUUGAGUUAAGACUGUCGGCCGAAACUAAAAAUGGAGAAAAAUAA